AGGCGCCGCGUGGGAGCGCGUGUCGGCCGACAGCAAGCGGCUGGUGGCGCGGCUGCUCAGCGCCGACGCGCGCCACCGCGGCAGCGCCGCCGACCUGCUCGCCGACCUCGCCGACCCCGCCGACCCCGCCGACCCCGCCGACCCUGCCGACCGCGCCGACCUCGAUGACCUCGAUGACCUCGACGACCUCGACGCGCACGGGGACCAGCAGCAGCACUACGAGUUCAGGCUCGCCGACAUGACCAAGGCCGACCUGUACAAGCGCCGCUCCAAGAACAAGCAGCGCAAGUCGAGCGGCUCCGAGCCGGCCCCGGCCCGCGCCGGACGGUCCGACGACGAGGCCGGCGCCGAGGAGGUCUCCCUCGUGGAGACCAUCAACAACCUCAAGAACAGGAUGCACAACAGCUCCAUAGACAAGGACGUGGAGCUCAUCAAGGCCAACGGCCGGGACUCGCCCGCGCCCGACCCGGCCUCGCCCGAGGAGGAGGACAUCCCGCCCGUCGGGCCGGUCGAGAAGACCUACGCGAAGGCCCGCUCCAAACUGGACGACUACAUCUACAUAGAGAGCCGCCGAGGCCUGGACGAGACUGAGGUCGCCUUCCCGCGAGGCGGUCGCGCCAAGAGAGCUAAGGUGUCGCGGUCGCCCGUCCCGAGGAAACGUAGAAAAAUAGAAGCGAACGGGGACCGGCAGUCGCGCAGCGGAGACGACGGAGUCGCCGACGCGCCCACCGAGAGGCGCGCCUUGAGGAGCGGCAGCGAGAGGGAGCGAGACGAGAAGCGGCCCGCCAACGAAUCGAUAGAGAACGACAAAGCGGCGGUCGCCAGGAACACGCGCAAGAGGAAGAGGGAGGACGCCGCCAAGCCCGUGCUGAGGGAGAAGGGGCAGAACGGGCACCAGGCGGCCGCCGGGGCGCACGCGCCCCGCGCGCCCCACGCGACCCUCGCCACUAGGAAGAUAACGCGGGCGAAAAAGACCAAAUCCUCUCUGGCUCCGUUGCAGUUGGACAUAGACCGAAACGUCCGGAUGACCAGAUCGAGGACGAGGAGAUUAGAAAUAAGCCUGUCCCCUUCGCAAGUGAAGAGCGUCGUGCCGGCGUUCUCUUUCGAAUCCGAUCGCCGCAUGAACUCCAUAGAGAGCGAUCGCUCGGCGAAAUCGAACAAUACCAGAGCGAAGGCUCGCAACGCUCGAGCGCUAAAGAACGCUAGCGGAGCGAAGAAGCCGCCCGUUCGAGCGACGCGCGCGCGCGCCGGUAGGAGGUGAAGACGUUCCUGCGUCGAUGUGAACGAUCGAAGCGCCAUCUAGCGGCUCACCGUAGACAAAUUAUCAUUAUGGACUUUAAGUUGACUAGUGUCGCGAAGAGGGAGGCGUGUUUUCAUCGUUAUGUAUUAUAUAUGUUUAAUGUGAAUACGAAGAGAUCUAAUGUUGUUCCGAGUGUUCGCCGACGACCGUACGAACGGGGCCGGCUCGCUCGUCGAGUUCCGUCGAUCUCGAUCCGAACUCGUUCACCGGGUUCACGUUUGUCUCGAUGAUUCGUGAUAUUAUUACCUAUCAGAUUUUGUAAUCACAAAACUAGAUAAAUCGAUUCGUGAACACUGAGUAUAUGAACGGGUACCGACCCCCAUAAUAAUAAUAAUGCCGUCAGCUCCUCCGAUAGACUGUUACCUAGUAUAUAAUAUUCCAAUAUGGCAUCGGCUGCGUUUACAAACCUCAAAUUCCAAAUAGCGAGACGAUAUAGUGAUGCAAUAAUGGACGCUUGCUCAUUACGCCUAGAAUAGAGAAAUGAUAAAGAAGAAUACUAUUUAUUCAAAAGAGUAAAUUAUAUUUGUGUAAGUAACUGCGAGUCUAGUACUAGUUGACGACUAACUGGUAGAUUUAAUAUUAUCAUUAUUGUAUUUUUAUUUUCUUUUUAAUCCUUUUAUUUAAUGUUACUAUUAAUUUUUAAGACACUUUUCCCAUUAUUAUUAAAAUUACCAUUAGAUUUAAUACUUUGAAUGUUCUUUAUUAUGUAUUUUAAAUAGAUUAAAAUCCGGUUAAUUAAUCAAAUUCGGCCUCGAUUAAAGCAGUCUGUGUUUUUCGGUUGCCGAUUUCUUUCGGUCGGACAAAAUUGGUUGCUUUUCUGAUUGAAAGGAAAUUAAUUAAUUUUUUCACGAUUAUGUCUACCAAAUGUUUAAUUAACGGAUGCCUUAAAAUAUUAUAAACAAUUAUUAUCUGAAAUAAUAAAAAAACAAUGAUGUUUCCCAACUAGAAACGUGACACCAAUGUUUCUAGGUGGCAAACCGCUGUCCAUAUCUUAUGCAGAUCUCUAUCCUCAUAUAUAAAUGAAUUUAGGUUGUUUGUGUGUGUGUAUAUUUGUUUGAAGUCUAGAUUAGUAGGUUAAAUUUGUAAAAAUUGUUUUUUUAUUAUUAUUAAAUAUAAUGCGACGCGUUGUUUCCGCGAUUAUUUCAACUUCCACAUUUAAAAUAUUGCGAAAUAUAU
This is a messenger RNA of Diatraea saccharalis (sugarcane borer), 2476 nucleotides long. Lineage: Eukaryota; Metazoa; Arthropoda; Insecta; Lepidoptera; Crambidae. The record is from the annotation of a GenBank genome assembly.